Stegodyphus dumicola is the source of this 5306-nucleotide messenger RNA. RefSeq names its product synaptotagmin 1-like. Gene Ontology annotation, cellular component: plasma membrane; exocytic vesicle; synaptic vesicle membrane. Gene Ontology annotation, molecular function: phosphatidylserine binding; calcium ion binding; SNARE binding. Gene Ontology annotation, biological process: calcium ion-regulated exocytosis of neurotransmitter; synaptic vesicle endocytosis. Lineage: Eukaryota; Metazoa; Arthropoda; Arachnida; Araneae; Eresidae. The record is from RefSeq and is a predicted model, not a curated record.
AGUCUCUGCAGUGCAAUGGCGGCUCUAAGAACCUCUGCAGACCUGAGUGAUGUGCUCCGCCAUUUUGAGAAUCUCUUAGGGAAUGCAUAAGUUUCAGGAAUUCCUUCGCAGUUUCUCUGCAGACGGAAGAAACCUUUUUGAAAACCAACAUCGGGAAGACGAGGCGGUCGUCAUCUGAAGGUAGAAGAGAAUUUGGAAGCGAGAGGUUUAACAUUUAAGAAAGUAACAUACUGCAUCGAUCAUGGCCCCGUCACCCAUCGAUCUUCUUCUGCUACGGUAUCGCAAGAGUCUUAAUGUACCCAGCGCAGCAGAAAUCGGGGGAGCUGGUGACUCUAAAGCGGCAGGGGGGCCAGAGCCCCCGAAGGCCGAACCUCCGCCAGCCUUGGAAACCACCUCGGUGGCGGCCGUCCUGGAACCUGUGAAUACCACUAUUGCGGUGACAGAAGAACCCUUAGGGGAGAAGAUUAUGCAUGAGAUAGCUGAUAAAACUCACGUACCAGUAUGGGGAAUCAUUAUGAUACUCAUUGGUAUUGGACUGCUGCUAGUCUGCAUCUGUUGCUGCUGCCUCCGGAAGUGGUGUAAAAGGUGGCGGAAAGACAAAAAGGGGGGAAAAGGUGGAGUGGAUCUCAAAGGUUUGGGGAUCCUUGGCGAUGCGUAUAAAGAGAAGGUACAGCCAGACGAAGAAGAUCUUCAAGACAACAUGGAAGAUAACGAAGGUGAAAAAGAAAGUGAAAAAUCGGAAGAGAAACUGGGGAGACUACAAUAUAAACUAGACUAUGACUUUAAUUCUAAUAACUUAGCUGUUACGGUUAUUCAAGCAGAAGAUCUGCCUGGGUUGGACAUGUCAGGGACGUCCGAUCCUUAUGUUAAAGUUUAUCUUCUCCCGGAUAAAAAGAAGAAGCACGAGACAAAGGUUCACCGAAAAACCCUCAAUCCUGUUUUCAAUGAAACGUUUAACUUCAAGGUCCCAUUUGCUGAAAUCACAUCGAAGACUUUAGUUUUUGCUAUAUUCGACUUCGAUCGUUUCUCAAAGCAUGACCAGAUCGGGGAAGUAAAAAUCCCCCUUAAUACAGUGGAUUUGGCACAGACGAUUGAGGAGUGGAGAGAUUUAACUAGUGUUGAAGGAGAACAAGGACAGGAAAAUAAGUUGGGAGACAUUUGCUUCUCUUUAAGAUAUGUUCCGACAGCCGGAAAGUUGACUGUGGUCAUUCUAGAGGCUAAAAACCUCAAAAAGAUGGAUGUCGGAGGCUUAUCUGAUCCUUACGUUAAAAUCGCCAUCAUGAUGAAUGGCAAGCGGAUAAAGAAGAAGAAAACGAGUAUCAAGAAGUGUACGUUGAACCCUUACUACAAUGAAUCCUUUACGUUUGAGAUCCCCUUCGAACAGAUACAGAAAGUGCAGCUAAUGAUAACAGUGGUUGAUUAUGAUCGCAUUGGGACUUCGGAUCCCAUUGGGAAGGUGGUCUUGGGAUGCAACGCGAGUGGAACAGAGUUACGCCAUUGGAUGGACAUGCUCGCAUCCCCUCGUCGACCAAUUGCACAAUGGCAUUCGCUCAAAGACCCAGAAGAAGGCCAAGAUAACUAAAUGCCAGGAAGUUCGAAGAGGAUAUAUUAAUAAUAUAAAAUAUAAGCACAACUUUCAGAACAUCAAAUUCUGCCUCGACAGUGAGAAAGAAGAAUUAACUCUUGUUUGUCCAAAAAAUAUUCUAGAAAUAUAUAUAUAUAUAUAAAUAUAAAUAUAUAGGGUUGAACGUAGAGUUUGUAAAUAGCUAAUAGCUAUAUACAUGCUUUCACAUUGACACUUGUCUUCAGAAGGUGUGUGUAACAUAACUAUAUUGUAAUAACGUUAGAUGGCAAAUUUAAUUUUUCAUCAAAUCAAAGUUACUAAGUUUGACGUUUGCUGUAGAUAAAUUGCAAAAAUCAAAGUGUGUUAUGACUUAGGUGCGAAUUAAUAUUCACUAAAUUUUAACGAUGUUGCAUAUCACUUAUAAAAAAACCUUUAAAAUGGUUUUUUUAUUCAUUAUAUAUAGAAAUGUGGUCGAGUGGUAUUUAAUGUUGUAAAAUGUUGAGAAAAAUCUGACUUGUUUAUUAUAAUAUGGUAUAUCUUGUUGAAACUAUCUUCAAUUGUCCUACUGAAAGUUGCUUAAACGAAAAAAGUCAGAUUUGUAUUGAAAACGAAUAUUACUGAUCAAUGUCUUUCGGGUCGGCUUUAAUAUUGAUUGUCGGUGACAGCUGUUAUUUCAUUUCAGUGAAUUGUUUUAUUUUCCCUUCGGGUUUGUAAUACCAGUCCUGGGGUAUCACUUUGGAUGGAAAAAAAUUCUAAGCUCUUCAAGUGUCAUAAUGUGUAUUGUAAUAUUCAUUUAUUUUUGUUACAUAAUUAAUUCAGAAAUACUGUAUAUUCUUCUAUAUAUUUCUGUAAGUGGAUGAAAAUGAUGAUAAAUACAGUUUGUAAAUCCUUUUGAAUGUAGUAGAAAGCAUAGCUAGAGUAUGCAGAUUUGAGAUUUGUCAUGAAUUUUCAGUUUCAUCGUGAGAAUUAACUUGACUCUUAAAAGAUACGGGUUGAGUCUAAAACGUCUUCUUUAUAUGUACGUUUGCCAUUACUCACUUAGAAGUGAAUAAUUGGAGCAUUGAGAAUAUUUUUAUGAUUGUAAAACCAGACAGUUGUAUAUUAGAUGGUCUGAUAGUGUACAUUAAUGAAAGGUUAUAUAAGUUGCAUAUUCGUGAAUGCAUUUAUUAACAAUGAUUACAGUAUAUGUUUUUUAAUUUUAAUUCAACGUCCUUAAAAUUAUAAAUGCUGUAAUUUUGUUACAUUGACUUCUUGUCUUCUGUGCUGAUGGUAUGUACCCCAGGUCUGCGUUUAGAUGCUUUUUAAUACGUGAUAUUUUUACUUUGAUGUGAGUUUUGCGUCUAUCUACAUCAGUGCACUAUAGCGUCAGACUCCGUGCAACAACAAUUGGUCACGUGUCGUGGGUAACUGAAAUUUUUGCGUUCAGUCGUCGCAAACGCUUUGUUCUCUCGUUUCAAAUCAUUUUAAUUACAUCACGCAACGAACGUGAACCAAUUUUCUUCAUGAAUUUCUUCAUCGCAAUUUGACUUUAUGCAGUACAUUACUAUUUAUCUAAAUGAUUCGUAGAUGAAUUAUAUGCUAUUUACAUAAAAAGAGGGCUGCACUUUUGUAGACAAAACGCUAGGGCUGAUUGAGCUUGGUAUGCAAGCGCUUAUAAUAUUCUGGGGUAGGGUCACCAGUUAAAAAAUGCUAGAUUCUUUUCGAAAGAGGUUUGCUUGUUUGAUGUAAAAAAGAUUAAAACCAUGUCUGCAUGAAGUUGCAUAGACUUUUGUGUAUGAUGUUUUAAGCGGUAAACAAAGUGUAUUUCAACAAGUGUCUAAAUUUAGGAAGAUCAUACGUUUCUUCAAUCAUGUUCGAUAAAAAAAGAAAACAUUAGUAUAUUAUUUUACAUUUCGAAUUAAAAAUUUGAAAAUAUAUGGCGUUCAAUAUUGACUUUGCGCAAAAUAACAAGAUUACUAAAGCAUUAAAAUGACAAUUUUAUGUUAUUAUAUUUAUGCUAUUUACAAAAUUAUUAUUUAUUUAAUUAUAAUAUUCCACUAUUUACGAGAAGCCAGUGUGUAUAUGAAAGACAUCAAAUUAGUAUCUAUAUAAGUCAGUUUAAAAUAUUAACUUCAAAUUUAGUGAAUAUUUAAAAACGUAUGUAAAAACUUUAAAUAGUUAAGAAAUUAUUUAAUAAUACAACUAAUUUGAGAAAAUUUGAGUUAAGUUUCACAAAGGUUUAAGACUAAUCAAACAGUGCAUUUCGUAAAUACUUAUCGGAUGCAGACUGUUUAAAAUAAAGUAUUUUAAACUUCAUUUUAAAUGGAAUAAAUAAUAAUUAAUAAAAUAAAUAAAUAAGCAUUUUUUGCUAUAUUACAGCAGUCUCGAACACUGUAAAAAUACUUUUCCUUUUUUCCUUUUCGCCGGCGACAGAACAGAUGAUCCAUUAAGUUAAGUGCUUAUCAGCCUGCUGGAUUCUGUUGAUGGAAUAAAAAAAAUGAAACUUGAGCUUAGUGCAAUUUUCUUUGGCAACUGGCUGUGUAAAGUGAGGCAUAUUGAAAGAAAAACUAAAACAAGGACUGAAAGUAUUUAGUGGGAAGACUGCUAUUAGAGUAUUACAGUGUAAGUAGGCCUAUAGGAAGGGCAGAGUGUAAAAUCAUGUACUGACGUGAAGAAGAAAUCAGUAUAAAUGUUUAAGAAUUACACAUUACGAAGCAAGAAAAGUUUACAAAGUUAAGCAAACAAAUUUUAGGAUUGAAAAAUCUUCGUGUAAUUCUAACCAAUAUGAGUAACAACUAAAUACAUAUGAAACAUAAUAAAAUAUAAUUUGGACCUUUGUUAAUGGCUCAUCUACAUAGAUUUUCAAUGGUAGAGAGUAUUAAAACUGAAAUAAUAUACAACAACGAUUCUCUAGAUGCAGUGCUAUAAUUUCGGAAUUUCUCGGAAUGUAAAAUAUGGAACAUAGAGAUACAGAUAAUAAGGAUAUAUUAAUAGAACGUAUGCUUGGAAAGGUUUUUACUGGUGACCUUCACUUUAGAACAUAGACAAAAUUUAGAUUAAUAAAAAUUACUUCCAUAAAGUCUAAAUUUAUAAAAAAAUCGGAAGGAAAUUUUCUGAAAAUUUUGUGGCAGCAAACUGCAUUAAAGUUGCUCUUAUUGUUUAGCCCUAGUUCGAAAAUGCAUGUCUGGAUUUGUUGCAGCCCUUAUUCUAUUCGAACUUUUCUUCUUCUCAAAGAUUAUUAUAUUUAUCUAUAUUAUAUAUUCGUAGAAAUAUUUCGAAACAAAAAAUCGAGAAUCGAUUGUAUUCGAAAAAAUUUAUUAUUAUCAGCUACUUUUUACGGGCGAAUUAGAAAUAACGAGAGCAAAAUAUUUGCAUCGUGAAACCUACGCACGGCAUGUACUUCAACUUUUACUCUAUGUGAAAGAUAUUAUUCUAAAUACUCUCUGAAAUUUUUCCAUAUAGCGUGUGUGUGAUUGUAUGCCUCUCAUUUGCAUUUCCAGUGUUUCCUAUCAUUAUAUGAUGUAAAUUGAGAGAGUCAACAUUUUUUGGAGUAUGAAGGAUAUUUUAUGGUAAAAAAGCAAAAUACAUAAUAUGUCUAAAUACAAACUGUGAUUCUAGUGCUUCUUGUUCUCACUUUUUAACCACAGCUCAUUGAACAGUCACAGACAGCGGUAAUACUUGUGUGAAUAAAUAAAUAUGGAAACUUUCUUGUUGAUAUUAUAAGUUGAUAACUCACAAAUAAAGUAACAACCAGGAACUAAAA